This is a messenger RNA of Salmo salar (Atlantic salmon), 696 nucleotides long. The record is from RefSeq and is a predicted model, not a curated record. NCBI's taxonomy places the organism in Eukaryota, Metazoa, Chordata, Actinopteri, Salmoniformes, Salmonidae.
CACCCAGGAGACUCAGGAGUCAGACUGCUCUCUGCUGGACUGGAGGAUCCACACUGCAGACUGGAGAAACUCAAUGUGGAACAUGGUGGAGAGUACACAAUGAAACCUGGGCUUAGAAAAUAUGUCUCUGAUCUCACACUGGACCCAAACACAGUAAACAGACUCCUCUCUCUGUCUGAGGAGAACAGAAAGGUGACAUGUUGGAGAGAGGAGCAGCCGUAUCCUGAUCACCAAGAGAGAUUUAAGGACUGUGAACAGGUGCUCUGUAGAGAGGGUCUGACUGGGCGCUGUUACUGGGAGGUAGAGUGGAGUGGGAGAGGGACUGUUAUAGGAGUGACGUAUAAAGGACUCAGCAGGAGAGGAGGGGUUAAGGACUGUUGUCUUGGAUACAAUGACAAGUCCUGGAGUCUGGUCUGCUCUGACAACAGUUACUAUGCCAGGCACAAUAAAAAUUCCACUACCAUAGACGUCCCCUCCUCCAGCUCCCACAGAGUAGGAGUGUAUCUGGACUGGUCAGCCGGCACUCUGUCCUUCUAUAGAGCCUCCUCUGACACACUGACCCACCUGAUCACAUUCACUGAGCCCCUCUAUCCAGGUUUUAGGGUUUAUGAUGUUGACUCCUCAGUGUCCCUGAAAUAAUAACCUGACACACACACACACACACACACACACACACACACACACACACACACACUG